UUUUCGAUGAUUCAUUGUGACGAUUUCACAAUUUUGGCAUUGUUUAUGUCAAACAUGUGAACAGUUUAGCAAACAGUUUCAUUUGAAUGUUUUUUUUUUGUAUAGUUGUCGUACGUUAAUUGUGCGAUAAAUGAUGUAGUUGUCGCCGUAAGGGGAGGAAAAUAAAUUCUCAUAUCAUUUAGCAAAUACGACAGUAUCGCUAAAGCGUUGCAUGCUUUGAAUCAAAGCCAUUGAUUUUAAACUCAGUUUUAUAUGUGAUGUAAAAGAAUGUUUUAGUGAUAUUAAUGACUGUAUAAAUGCAUUUUUUGUAAAACAAAAACAAAGUGAUGGAAGUAGAAAAUCAACGCAAAAUGAGAACAACACCAGUCCAUUCAAGUGACGAUGACUACAGUGAUUCGGACAAUGCCGAAUCAAUGCGUGAAACAUUGAUACAUAAUGGAGCAACGCCUUCGUUUAGACAAAUUAAGCAAAAAACCUUAUCAAAAUACGAAAGCUUAGACUAUGAAAUUUGUGACAAUGAGUUAUACCAAAAUGACACCAAAUUCAGAGAAUCUCAUGCUGGUUCCCAUAAAGAUUUCGUGCGAUGGAUGCUAUUUAUUUUAAUUGGUAUUUUGACGGCUUUAAUUGCUUGCUUCAUUGACAUUGUUAUCGACCAAUUAUCAAUCGUGAAGUACAGCUUCUUGAAAAAUGCCGUUGACUACAAUGUUCUUAACGGUGAUCUGUAUGUACCUUACUUAUACUAUGCAUUAUGUUCUGCGAUUCCGGUUGCGUUUGGAGCAAUUUUGGUGACCUACAUCGAGCCAGUCGCUGCUGGCAGCGGGGUACCAAUGGUGAAAUGCUAUUUAAAUGGUGUAAAAGUGCCACGAGUUGUACGAAUAAAAACAUUGUUUGUUAAAGUGAUUGGAGUAAUAAUGUCGGUUGUUGGAUCAUUAGCUGGAGGCAAAGAAGGCCCAAUGAUUCAUGCCGGUAGUGUAGUUGCGGCUGGCAUAAGUCAAGGCAAAAGUACGACAUUCCGCAAAGAUUUCGGAUUUUUUCGUUAUUUUCGUGACGACCAUGAAAAACGCGAUUUUGUGGUUUGCGGUGCAUCGGCUGGCGUUGCUGCGGCCUUCGGUGCCCCAAUCGGUGGUGUAUUAUUUGCACUCGAAGAAGCCGCAUCAUUUUACAAUCCAAAUCUCUUUCUACGUACAUUGAUUGCAUCAAUUAUAAGCUCAUUUACAUUAAAUUUGGUAUUGAGUUUGUAUCAUGGAUUAAAAACAUUCGCAUAUCCCGGUUUAUUCAAUUUGGGCCAAUUCGAAGCAUUGCCGUACUCUUAUUAUGAAAUCCCAAUAUUCAUGUUGAUGGGCUGUGUUGGCGGUAUAUUUGGCGCACUUUGGGUUUAUGUGAAUACGAAAAUGAGCAUCUUUAGAACAAGAUUCGUGAAAAAAAAAUGGGCAAAGGUGGCCGAAGCAGUUCUAGUGGCAAUUUUAACUGCUACCGUGGCAUGCGUUAUGAUGUUUACAAUAAAUGAUUGUAGGCCACUUGGAGUCGAUCCGACGCUUCAUCCUGUGCAACUGUUUUGUAAAGAUAAUGAAUAUAAUGCGGUUGCUGCACUCUGGUUUCAAACGCCUGAAGCAUCGGUCAAAGCACUAUUUCACGAUCCACCCGGGUCACAUCAACUGCUCACCUUAAUGGUGUUUGUGGUUAUUUAUUAUCCAUUAUCAUGUAUUACAUAUGGUUUGAGUGUUUCCAUGGGCAUUUUUAUUCCAACCCUAUUAGUUGGUGCUGCUUGGGGACGUGUCACAUCGACAAUUUUAUCAUUUACUUUUCCGAAUGCGGCAUUCAUCCAACCGAGCAAAUAUGCGUUGAUCGGCGCCGCAGCUCAAUUGGGUGGUGUAAUGCGGAUGACAUUAAGUUUGACGGCCAUUUUAAUCGAAUCAACGGGCAAUAUAUCCUUUGCUCUACCGCUAAUUGUAACAUUCACUUGUGCCAAAUGGAUGGGUGAUCUUUUUACAGAAGGAAUAUACGACACACAAAUUGCUGUUUCCGAGGUCCCAAUGUUGGGUUGGCGUGUAAAGCGACCGUACCGUUGCUUAAAAGCAGUGCACAUUAUGUCAGCGCCACCAGUUUGUAUACAACUCCAUGAUAAAGUUUCGCGAAUCGUUGACAUUCUCAAGAAAUAUCCACAUAAUGGUUUUCCUGUCGUCGAUAAUAUUAGCGAAGAUGGUACACCCGGACAUUUGUGCGGCCUUAUUUUACGUUCUCAAUUGGUUGUGAUUAUUUUCCAUCGAUACUUUGUUGAGCUUGAGCGCCAAUGGCUCCCCGAUGUCACCAUCGAAACAUUCCGCAAUGAAUAUCCACGAUAUCCAUCGAUUGAACUCGUGCCAAUUUCGCCAAAGGACCUAAAGUAUUCAAUUAAUUUAAAGAUAUUCAUGAAUCGGUCAGUCCAUAGUGCCAUGGAAAAUGCAUCGGUUGCGAAAAUCUUCGAAAUUUUCCGUGCACUGGGGCUGAGACAUUUGAUUGUGGUCGAUAAAAAGAACGAUGUCAGAGGUGUGAUUACACGCAAAGAUUUCCUAUAAAUACGUAUCAUAAAUAUAUAAAUAUAAUACGCCAGAAGUCGAUAUUUAAAGUUUUUGAUACUUUUAUAAUUUUAGAAAUUUAAUCCAUUUUCGAUAUUAAAUAAAUAAAAGAACAUAAUCAACA
Contarinia nasturtii (swede midge) is the source of this 2679-nucleotide messenger RNA. It is a transcript of the gene ClC-b, whose product is annotated as H(+)/Cl(-) exchange transporter 7. NCBI's taxonomy places the organism in Eukaryota, Metazoa, Arthropoda, Insecta, Diptera, Cecidomyiidae. Gene Ontology annotation, cellular component: lysosomal membrane; intracellular membrane-bounded organelle. The record is from RefSeq and is a predicted model, not a curated record. Gene Ontology annotation, molecular function: voltage-gated chloride channel activity. The transcript has 11 exons. The coding region runs from base 327 to 2555 and encodes 742 amino acids. Gene Ontology annotation, biological process: transmembrane transport; chloride transport.